Molecule: messenger RNA, 472 nt
Organism: Ectocarpus sp. CCAP 1310/34
Lineage: Eukaryota; Phaeophyceae; Ectocarpales; Ectocarpaceae
Source: the annotation of a GenBank genome assembly
AUGCUGACCAUCGUCGGGAAGUCCGCCGUGACGGCUGGCGGUGCGAGGUGGGUGGGUUUGAAGCGAAUGACGGCGUCGAAACACUUCGAUGCAAAAGCUGUGCAGUUGUCGGUGAUGAAUGUCGCGGACCGGGAUUUGCUCAAGUCGAUCCGCACCUCGUCGAGGUGCUUGCGACAAUACUCGCGAACCGUUACCAGUCACAAAAUGUGGCGUUCUGCAGCAGCGGAGGUGGCGGUGCUGCUGUAGCUCGUAGACUUUGUAGUCUACCACAGAGGUUACACUGCUGUCACCGCUCUAUCACAGAGGUUAGUCUACACUGCUGUGAGAUCGGUAGGCCCGAGCGAGCUUCGGAAAGAGAAAUGUAGAUAGAUGUUCUUAUCAACUGACUCCCUGGUCAGGCUUUGAUGGGUGCAAGAUGAGAGUAAGCACAAGGGGCGAAGGCGCGCUUGUAUCUCAGCUCAACAACAAAACA